Anopheles cruzii is the source of this 1678-nucleotide messenger RNA. RefSeq names its product WD repeat domain phosphoinositide-interacting protein 3. Lineage: Eukaryota; Metazoa; Arthropoda; Insecta; Diptera; Culicidae. Gene Ontology annotation, cellular component: cytosol; phagophore assembly site membrane; extrinsic component of membrane. Gene Ontology annotation, molecular function: phosphatidylinositol-3-phosphate binding; protein binding; phosphatidylinositol-3,5-bisphosphate binding. Gene Ontology annotation, biological process: protein lipidation; nucleophagy; protein localization to phagophore assembly site. Bases 294 to 1349 code for a protein of 351 amino acids. The record is from RefSeq and is a predicted model, not a curated record. The transcript has 3 exons.
UACCCGUUUCCUAGGUCCGGCUGUUGCUGCCAAGAAUAACCGCAAUCACAACGAUCUGCGGGAGGAAAAGGAGUGCAGGACGUUGCACGCACGGCUCACCGCGUAGUAAAAAAAGGGGACGAUAGUCGUCUCGCGACAAUCAGGGAAACGUCGAAAGCGGCUCGCGCGGGUUAGGUGGCUGCAGUUGGUGGUGAAAAGCAUCCCCCACCUGGGGAAAUGACGUAAAGAAGUGUUUGUUUGCCAUCGACAGCAAUCGCAUUACUCAUCGCGGUAGACAAGAUAGUGGCCAACGGAUGAUGAAUCUGGUGGAUUGCAAUCCGUACGGUAACGGAUUGCUGUAUGCGGGUUUUAACCAGGACCAGGGGUGUUUUGCGUGCGCCACGGACAAUGGGUUCCGGGUGUACAACAGUGACCCGUUGAAGGAGAAGGAGCGACAAAUCUUCCACGAUGGUGGCGUGGCGUACGUGGAGAUGCUGUUCCGGUGCAACUACCUCGCCCUGGUCGGCGGUGGUUUGCGGCCCCUCUACCCACCAAACAAGGUGCUCGUGUGGGACGAUCUGAAGAAGGCGCCCGCGAUUUCGCUCGACUUUAAUGCCCCCGUGAAGGGUGUGCGGUUGCGGCGCGAUCGAAUCGUGGUCGUGCUCGAGGGCAUCAUCAAGGUGUACACAUUUACGCAAACGCCCACCCAGCUGCACGUGUUCGAGACGUCGAAAAAUCCGCAAGGCCUGUGUGUGCUGUGCCCAAACAGUUCCAAAUCGUUGCUCGCCUUUCCGGGGCGGCGUACCGGUCAUGUGCAGAUCGUGGAUCUGGCCAACACGGAAAAGGCACCGCAGGAAAUUAUCGCCCACGAGACGGCGAUCAGUUGCAUUGCGUUGAACCUGCAGGGCACUCGGAUGGCCACGGCCAGCGACCGCGGUACGCUGAUACGGAUAUUCGAUACGGGCAGCGGGGCGAAGGUGGCCGAACUGCGGCGGGGAUCGAAUCAGGCCAAGAUUUAUUGCAUCAACUUCAACCACCAGUCCACGUCCGUCGUGGUUUCGUCGGACCACGGAACGAUCCACGUGUUUAACUUGGAGGAACCGACCAAGGCACGCGACGGAUCGGGAACGUCGGGCAGCGGCGUUGGAGGGUCCAGUAUGUUGACGCGCUACUUCACCAGCCAGUGGUCGUUCUGCAAAUUUUCGAUCCCCCAGGGGCCGCCUUGCAUUUGCGCGUUCGGUUCGGAGAAUAACUCGGUUAUUGUGAUAUGUGCAGAUGGGCAUUACUACAAAUUUGUCUACAACAGCAAGGGCGAAUGCUCGCGGGAGGUGUGCUCACAGUUUCUCGAAAUGUCCGACGAUCAAACGUAGAGGGAGCGCCAGCAGCUCCAGAAGUGGCCAGAAGUGUCUAUCGUGUAACGCGAGAGCUGUAAGCGCUGCGUAUGAUUCGAAAUUAUUUUACACACAUAUAUUAUUUACUAGCGCAUGCAGAAAACACGCAGGGCGGCGCACUAUGCGAAGGGCGGAUUGGGACAAGCUGCCGCCGAUGGGUUCGGAAGCGCGAAGAACGUUGCCCGAAAUUCUGUACGACUUUGAAUCGUACGAGUAACAGUUUCGUUCCGGGGCGUUUAUCCUGCUCGAAUGGGCAACGAAAUGUGUCGCCGAACUAAUGUACCGAGGAAUAUAAUAAACUUGUUCGA